AUGACGCGGUACAGGAACCAUGUCCCGCCUUUGGACAGCCCAUCGAAGCAGCUUCUGCUCGACCUUGUUCGCGACCUCGAGCAAGUCAAGCUUUUUGAUGCCGAUCUGAGAAAGGUACACGAAUAUGAGCGCAAGUCCUUCUAUGAAAAUCUCGACCGGAUCGACCGCGAACGCGAAGCUGUCCACACAGCCGCCCUCGACGAGGCUGCCGCUUUCCACGACCGCGUCCGCGAGGAGGCAGAGACAACCCUGAAGGACCACCUUCGCGCCGAGGAGGAAGAACGUAUGCGGAAGGAAGAGGCAGCUCGCAAAGAAAAAGAACGAAUUGAACGCGAGAAGGCAGAGAAAUUACGACUGGAACAAGAAGCAGCCGCGCGUGCGGAGGCCGUACGCCAAGCAAAGGAACAGGCCGUGAAGAAGGCCCAAGAAGAGGAGGCCAAGAAGGCUGCCGCCGUUGAAGCCGCCCGCAAGGCCGCAAUUGAAGAAAAGCUUCGCAAGGAACGCGAACAGGCCGAAGCUCAGAAGCGCAGGCAGGACGAGGACGCGAAGAAGGCGCAGCAAGAGGCCGACCAAAAAGCUCAAACUCAACAGCAGCAGCAAUUCGGUGCUAGAAACCUUUCGGCUGAAGAUAUCCGCGUGCACCAGCGUUACGUUGAGUUACAUAAAACAUUAAAGGAAAUGCGCAAGUGGUUGAAAGACACUAGCCAAGGCCAGCCUGCCCUCAAAACGACCAUGGGAAAUAUGCGACGAUCCAUUAAGAAAUCCGUUGGUCAGCUUCGAUCUGGAACGGGUGCGAACAAACAACAGAUUAUUCAGCUCAAAGCCGAACUUGAAAAAGCUCUUGCAUACCCAGAGCCAACUGUUGAUAUCCGGAAGUUUAUCGCAUUCCCGUCUGAGGAGAUAGCAAAGUCCGAGAACAAGGUACCGGCAAUGCUGAUUUACGGAUUAAACAUUUUUGCAAAGAGCUUGGUGUCCUCCCUUCUGGCUGAGGCGUCCAUCAAGCACUCUCACGCCGAGCCGAUCGGCAUCGUUGCCGCUCAGAUCUUCUCCUUCGAUAUAUUCACAUACAAGGGCGUCCAUAUGUCAGAUAUCAUGUGGGCCAAGUACCGUGUUGUAUGCCCAGCCCUAUGGGGCUUCACAGGCAAUGACAAGACCGAGGGAGGUCGUCGUGUACUAGGCUGGUGGCGUUCUGCAGACACUGGCUCAUGGGUCCCCGAACAAGCACACAUGGACCGCAUGACUGCACUCGGUGCUGGAUAUGCUGCUAUGACUCUACGCAACUUUGCCAAAUCGCCACGUCAUAACCCAUUCCCCAACACCAUGUUCUGGUCCUCGCUUCACAAAAUUCUUGCCAUCCCACCAGCAGAAUUACAGGAGACGCAGGUUGCGCUCCUCGCAGCAUUGCUUCGGUCAUCGGGCGAGAGGAUCGUUGGUUUCUUUGGACAAUAUGGCCUCGCUCUUAUGCAUUAUGCCAUUGUCGACUUGCCCCGUAAGCUUGGGCGGGAAACUAUGGCCGUGACCCAGCUGAGCACCCUUCGGGAAAUCUAUCUUAAGGAAAAGAAUUUUGCGCUGUGA
Molecule: messenger RNA, 1575 nt
Organism: Penicillium paradoxum
Lineage: Eukaryota; Fungi; Ascomycota; Eurotiomycetes; Eurotiales; Aspergillaceae
Product: putative RNA export mediator Gle1
Exons: 2
Coding region: 1-1575 (524 amino acids)
Biological process (GO): poly(A)+ mRNA export from nucleus; regulation of translational termination; regulation of translational initiation
Cellular component (GO): cytoplasm; nuclear pore cytoplasmic filaments; nuclear pore
Molecular function (GO): phospholipid binding; inositol hexakisphosphate binding; translation initiation factor binding
Source: RefSeq, a predicted model, not a curated record